Micropterus salmoides (largemouth bass) is the source of this 1178-nucleotide messenger RNA. RefSeq lists its product as uncharacterized. The transcript has 8 exons. Lineage: Eukaryota; Metazoa; Chordata; Actinopteri; Centrarchiformes; Centrarchidae. The coding region runs from base 1 to 720 and encodes 239 amino acids. The record is from RefSeq and is a predicted model, not a curated record.
AUGGCAGUGGUGCUCACACCACAGCGCAGCGCUACAGACACUGAAGUCUACCCUCACACAAGCUCCAGUGCUGAGAAGCUGAAGAGAAGAAGAGUUACAAUACACAACGUCUUGCUCCAGUUGCAGUGGAGUAAACUGGCGGCAACUGUUACAUAUGCUCAAACAACAGUUCCAAAUAUCAGCCAAACAGGCUGUGCAGGUCCUCCAGUGCUGUGUUGUGCUCGUCAAAAUAACAGCUGUUUUAGGGGAGGAUGUUUUUGUGAUGAGGUCUGUGUGUCAGUUCGGGAUUGCUGUCCUGACCACAGCUCCACGUGCACACAGCAUUUCACUACUGCACUACCAACUGGAUCCAGUACAACCAUAAACAGCACCACGUCUACACCAGUAGAUGGCAGCAAUACCACAGCAUCCAUUACUACAAAUUUCACUACUGCACUACCAACUGGAUCCAGUACAACUAUAAACAGUACUACAUCUACACCAGUAGAUGGCAGCAAUACCACAGCAUCAACAGUUUCUAUUACUACAAGGCCGACGCGGACAGAAACAGGGGUUGUUCACCUUCACUUAUCUGCUUUAACCCAUAAGGAGGAAAGUGAAGAUGUGUUAGAGGGUGUGUCUACUUUUGUAUCCCAUGUCCAAGCACUUCUCCAGCAGAGCUGUGGAGGAUGCACCCUGAAUAUAACACGCAUCAAACUCACCCGUCCAUCAUCUGUGUGACCGGGUCCAUGGUGCAGCUGGUCCCGAGGAGACAGCGGAAGUAGAAGUGUUGCAGCAAACCUCCACCCUCAGGUGGUUGAGGGUUAUUAGCCUAGCAUAUAUGUAGGCUUUUCUUUGUUAGUUUUAUUUUUUUCACGUUACACCCCACCUUCCCCAGGCCCUGUCACCAACGACAUCUUGGUUUUAAAUAUUUUUCCAGAUGUUUUCCUAUAAUAUUUGGUGUCUUGUAGUCAUUAGUCUAUAGGUGUUUUGCUCUGUUGUGGCAGGAGGGUUUUGACCGGAUUCACACACAGCAGCAUGAACAAACUAUAGUUCCGAGCAGCCCAGUGAUGACAAAGGACUACAUUUCUAAACUAUGCUGUUUUCUAUCAUAUUGUUUUACUGCCAUAACAUGUGGUUCUGUCAAGAUGUGAACACUGUUGCAAGGGUAAUAUUAAAGUAUUUUGCACAAAAAGUUA